Molecule: messenger RNA, 3468 nt
Organism: Trichomonas vaginalis G3
Lineage: Eukaryota; Parabasalia; Trichomonadida; Trichomonadidae
Exons: 1
Coding region: 1-3468 (1155 amino acids)
Source: RefSeq, a predicted model, not a curated record
AUGACUUCUGUGCUCAAAUGGAUGGCACAGAAAGUCACGAAUGCAUCCAAUUUUGCAGCAGAGAGUAUCCUUCGUAGUAUUAUCAUCAAAUUUCUAGAAGAACCUAUUCAAGAUGAUACAAUUUCACUGCAAUUAUUUCAAGAUUGGACUCUUAAACUAUUAUUAAAGAAAACAUUUGUAUGUGUUAAUUUGGUUAAUCCAUACACACCAUUUUUACACUUCAAUUCAAUAUAUAUUUCAAAAAUUAAUCUCAAUGCAAAGUAUAAUCUCUCUGGAUUCCUAUUAGACAUGGAAAGAAUAGUUAUAGACAUAGAUGCAAAGAUGCCAGAUAAAGUCGAAGAGCCUGAUCCUAACUUACAAGCCUCAUUAAUCGAAUUAAAACAGCAAUUACCUCAAGAAGCAAGGAAAAGCAAUUCUGUUAUGGACUACAUUCUUAAUUCUGUUAAGGAGAUUAAGAUUGCUCUUGAUUCUUUUACAACAAUUGUCAGAGUUAGAACAGAUUUACCAUCAUGCUCUUUAAAAUUUGAAAAAAUUUCAUCUGAAGUAUACACUCCAUCGAGUCCUGAAGGUAAUAUAAAGCUCCUUUCAUUCAAUUUCAUUGUAGGAGAAAAAAGAAAUCAAAAAAACGUCGCAAAUAUACAAAAUUCGUUAGUAACCAUGCACUCGAAUGAAAUAAAAUGCACUAUAGAUAGCAUUUCCUUUGAUGUCGACCAAGAAUUACUUAAUAUUUUUUCUGUAUUUUUAUCAUAUCUUCCUUCUCGCGUUCAAUCACAUAAAAAGAAUACACAAACUACUCAGAAGGCCGAUGAAUCAUCUGGAUUUAAUAUGGGAGUUACUUUAUUAAUUAAAACUCUUCAAAUUUCAAUGAAUGGAAUUAAAUUUGUUCUCAACAACUUCAAUUUAACAAUUUCGAAUGGCAUAAAAUCGAGUUUUGAUUCAAUACAAUUAAUUCAUGAUAAUGUUCAAGUUUUUUGUUUAAAUUAUUCUGAAUUUCAAUAUUUAUUUGCAACAAACAAAGUAAAGCUUGCAACAUUUGCUGAUUUCCCUACAACACUCGUUGAAGCACUUAAUUAUAACCCAGAACGUAAGAAAGGAAAAUAUAAUUCUUUAAUUGCAAAUCUUGGCAAGUUUUCUAUCGAUAUUUCGAAGUCUUUCAUUACAUCUGUCAUUGAUAUCGUUCAAUGGAUCAAUUCCUUCAUGAAAACUAUCCCUGACUUCCAAUCUUCUUCCCCUCAAAAAAUUCAAAAUUCUUCUUCAUUAGUAAUAACCGCCAAAAUCCCCUCAAUUUCGAUCAAUUUCGAAAACUUGGGAUUUUUCAUUGGAGAUGCAUCCGCUCAAGUAAUGCUAGCAUCAUCUGGAAUGCUAGAUAACACUAGAAUACUAUCAACUAUCAAAACAUUGAAGUUUUAUGAAUCUGAAGAUUAUAAUAUUAUUGAAACGGAAAACUUUUGUCAAUUAGCAUUAUCCAUUAACAAAAGCAUUGGUAAGGACCCAGUCUAUUUCAUUGGAGCCAAAUUAGGUGAUUUUAUUGUAAGAAUUCCUGGAGAUAUGAAAUUUGUUUUCCAAAUCGAGAAUUUUGUCAAAGGACUUCCUAUUUCUAAUGAAACAAAGCCAACAGAUGUUGUUGAAGCUCCUAAAACAAAGAAAUCUUUACAAAUUGAUUUUAGGAUUAAUUCAACAUUUCUUGAGUUCAUAACCAUAAAUAUUCCAACAAGGAUGUUCAUAUCCUUUGAUACUCUCUCAGUUUUCAUGAGCGCCAUUGAUGAAACAAUGAAUUUCGUAAUUCAUUCCAAAAUUUCUUUUUAUUUCACAAACAGUCGCAAGCCAAUAGCGAAGAAAUACUAUACUGUGCCAUUCAGACACCAAUACGCUGGUGUUCCUUACGUAGGAACCCUCAAAACCGAUAUUUUUGUUGAUAUUUUAGAAAACAACAAAAUUUUCGUGAAAAUUCCUGAUAUAAGAAUAGAAGGCGGACUUUGUGCUGACUUGCUUAGCCUUCUUUUGGCCUUUUUCAGCCAUGUUUCGUAUUUACUUGACUUUCCAGAGGAAAAACAAGUAAAAGUCAGUCAUUUCUCGCCGCCUGAGAAACUCCUCGAAUUCCAAAACACUGUUUCUUUCUCUCUGAUGCAAUCUUUGAAACUGAAACAGUUUCCUCAACCUGGAAAUUUCGAUCUCCAAAAAUUGAAAGAAAAAUCUGUUAUUUACGAAACAAUUGAAAAGAUGAAGUCAUCGAUAAACGAAAAAAUCGAACCAGAACUGUCAGAAAGUUACGAUGACUUACCUGAUGUUGAAAUAACGUAUGAAAAAGUGACAACAGAACCAAACAUUGUAAUUGAGAUUGAAAAAGGAUUUAUACAGUUCUUUUUGUAUGGAGGAAGAGAUUUUGAUGGUGUUUACGACUUGAUGCCUCUCAAGAAAAUGCCAGAAUUUUUGGAAGAUUUCGAAAAUGAAAAAAGUGACACUGAUUUUGACAUCAUAGAAUUGCGAGAUGAAACUAAGUCUGUUGAAUUGAUUUCUAAUAUUGAUAAGUCUAAAAUUGAAGUCUACGACAAAGAUCCUUUAUAUAAUACUUGUAUUUCUAUCGUUCUAUCGUCCCUUUCAAUUUUAGAUCACAUUCCAAAAAGUGACUCUGCUUUUAUCUUGUCAUGCAGCACUGAACAAGAUGAGAAAAUGGUGUUCGACUUCAAUAUUCUGAAAAGUGAAGGACCAAGAAUGAAUGUCACUUUUUCGAUGUCACCUUUUUCAAAUAUGAUAUGUUUUCUUACUCAAAGUCAAAUUGAGUUUUUAGUUGACUGUUUUUCAUCGAACAGACCUCAAUUCCCUUGUGAAACAAUUGAUGUCGAGCCAAUUGCUUUCCAAUUAUUUGAAAUCAAAGGAUUUAAUCUUUUGGCGUUUGCUCACUUCACUUUUUAUGUAAAUGUCCACAUUGAUGAUGUAAAUUUGCAUGUUCCUGACUGCAAAGUGCUUUCUGUACUUUCAACACACUUGGCAUCAUCUCUCGCUGAGUUUUAUUUGAGAGAACUCGCAAGACCUGGUUGUGCGGCGGUUGCAAGCGGUUUGCCAGUUGUCAAAUCUAUCAGAAAUGUUGCAACGGCACUUUCUACGAUAUUUGACAUGAAAAAUGGCCAAUUUGGAGCUGUGGGAGGAAUUGCGAUUGGUGUUGCAGUUCUGAUGAGAGUUUUGGCUCAUGAAGCAUUGAAUGCUGGUGCUGGAGCUGCAAACUUGGCUCAGGCAGUGUUGCAAGCAUCUCUUGAUGUUGUUGAUGGAAAAGAAAACGCAAAGGAAGCAACACAGAAUGGAAUUGCUUCGCUUUUCGUGGAAGGAAAAGGUAUCAAAAAUUUACCAACAUUAAUAUUAGCUCCAGGAGUAUUGACAAUGCAGAAACUUUCUGAGAUUUUGAAACAGUUGAGAGACAAAGUUUCAAAUGUCAACUCAAGAAGAAAUGAUUUUUACAAGAGAAAGAAAUGA